Penicillium egyptiacum is the source of this 1497-nucleotide messenger RNA. NCBI's taxonomy places the organism in Eukaryota, Fungi, Ascomycota, Eurotiomycetes, Eurotiales, Aspergillaceae. The record is from the annotation of a GenBank genome assembly.
AUGAAUAUCCUACGAAAUAUCCUAGGAAACUUCAAGUCACAGAGGGUGCCAGCAACUGUACCCACAGACAAAAUCGUCCCCAUCUCUGAUAUUGACUACGUGUGUGACCAAACCAUGGAGUUGAUAUUGAGGUUUGAUGAUGUCCUUGACCCAGAAAUGCUUCGCCAAUCCCUUGAACGGCUGUUGGAAAUCGGAAAUUGGAGGAAGCUCGGAGCACGCGUGCGUCCCAAGGGAGAUCCUGCCGAAAGGAAAUUCGAGUAUCACAUCCCAGAGAAGUACGAUGCUGUACGCCAGGGUUUCAUCUAUCGCGUGUCGAGACACAGCGGCGGCAUCAACAGUCAUCCGAUAGCGGCCCGACUGCCUAGAUACAAUCAUGGAAUUCCCAUUCUAGGCUCUCCACAAGACUUCACCUCUCUAAGCCUCCAGCCAGAAGACCCAAGACAUCUCGCAGAUUGGACAUAUACUGACCUUCCGCAACUGUUCUUCCACCACAUGACCUUUACCGAUGCCACGGUAAUUGCAAUGACAUAUCCGCAUACUCUCAUGGACGGUGUAAGUCACGGAAUUUUCCUCCGUGCCUGGAUGUCUGUCCUCCAUAAGCGAGAACACGAAGUCCCGGAAGUGGGUGGCUUUGAAGACUACCGACGCCCCUUGGCCGAGAAGACCUCUGCCAAGAGUUAUGUCCUCUAUGAUAAUGUGCUCGGCCGAUUCGAAACUGCUAUGUUUAUUGUCAGGCGCUUUCUCGAGAAACUAUGGGUUGCAGAGGAGGAACGGAUUAUCUGCGUCCCCGGAGAGUUUGUUCGGGAGCUAAGAGCCCAAGCCAUCGAUGAGCUUGACUCUAGCAAAGGAAAUCAGUUUCUCAGUGAGAACGACGUGAUCCUUGCAUGGUUUACUCGAACCAUUCUUUCCGCCACUAAGACACCAGGAAACCGAUCGGUCGUCCUGAUGAAUUCGUUUGACAUUCGCUCGGUUGCCCUUCCACCCAAAGUCGAACAUACGUUCAACGCAGUAAUUCCCUCAUGCACAAUUGUUCCUAUCUCGAAGGUGCUACAGCAGCCAUUGGCAUUCCUGGCAACUCAUAUCCGUCACUCACUGGUCCAACAACGAGUUUCUGAGCAGAUUGAGGCAUGGUAUUCAUUGGUGGGAGCUAGGUUGAAGCAAGGCAGGUUCCCAAUGAUUGGAACCUCGGAUGGCCUCUCAGUGAUCUACUCCAAUUGGGAUAAAGCGGGAAUGUUUCGUCUUGAUCUCUCGCCGGCAGUUACACACAAAGGUCUUCCCCUAGACCAGAGGACUAAUAUGGUUGGCUAUCCAUCAUGUGUUUUCUGUGUCACUCCUUUCUCCACAGUUGGAAUCAGGAGUGUAGGAGCUUGCACCGGUAAGGAUGCAGAAGGAAACUGGUGGUUUCAGUGGCUUCUUCAAAAGCGAGAGUGGGAGAAUAUCGAAAAAUAUCUCGGUCAAAUCAAUGGGGAUGGCCUAAGACGUUCCUCUGAGAACUGA